This is a messenger RNA of Pistacia vera, 930 nucleotides long. Its product is annotated as MLO-like protein 1. The transcript has 10 exons. The record is from RefSeq and is a predicted model, not a curated record. Gene Ontology annotation, cellular component: membrane. Gene Ontology annotation, biological process: defense response. The annotation marks the transcript as partial. NCBI's taxonomy places the organism in Eukaryota, Viridiplantae, Streptophyta, Magnoliopsida, Sapindales, Anacardiaceae.
GAAAUGGCUGAAGGAGGAACAACAUUAGAAUACACACCAACUUGGGUGGUGGCUUUAGUUUGUAGUGUAAUUGUUGUUAUUUCUCUAGCUGUUGAACGUCUUCUGCACUAUGUUGGCAAGGUGUUGAAGAAGAACAACCAGAGACCACUCUUCGAAGCCUUGCAAAAAAUCAAAGAAGAAUUGAUGUUGUUGGGGUUCAUAUCACUGUUACUGACCGUGUUUCAAAAUAUGAUAGCCAAAAUCUGCAUAUCUGAGGAAUUAGCAAGUAAAUGGUUGCCUUGCAAGAAAGAAAGAAAGGCAACCAUCAAUAUUACAGCUCAUUUUCAAUCUGUUUUCUCUUCUUUCCAUGGCAACGGCCGCCGCCUUCUCGCCGAGUCCUCAACCUCGGAGAGUUACUGUUCCGGCAAGGGGAAGGUGUCAAUAUUAUCAAUCACGGCACUGCAUCAUCUUCACAUUUUUAUCUUUGUGCUAGCUGUUGUGCAUGUCACUUUUUGUGCUCUAACCAUUCUUUUCGGAGGAGCAAAGGUUCGUAAAUGGAAACGGUGGGAGGAUUCUGCUUUUAAAGGCCAACAUGAUCUGCCAGAGGUUCAAAGAAGAAUAUAUAUCCAUCUCCAAGAUCAUGAUUUCAUCAAGAAUCGUUAUGAGGGUCUCGGAAAUGGCUAUGCUUUGCUAGGCUGGUGGCAUUCAUUUUUCAAGCAAUUCUAUGGAUCUGUCACAAAAUCAGAUUACACCACCUUGCGGCUAGGCUUCAUUAUGACUCAUUGCAGGGGAAAUCCAAAGUUCAAUUUUCAUAACUACUUGAUGCGUACCCUUGAAGCCGAUUUCAAGAAAGUUGUUGGAAUAAGCUGGUAUCUUUGGCUAUUUGUUGUCUUUUUCUUGUUGCUGAAUGUCUAUGGCUGGCAUACAUAUUUUUGGAUAGCAUUUNGGAAC